GGAAGGGACGAAUGGGUUUUGUGGUUGAAAAUGACGGAAGCAGGCGACACGUGCAGCGACGACAGGACUCAGAGAUUCACACAGAGAAGCAUUCACUUCAAUUUCACUCAGCAUUGUGGUGUGUGUGGUACUGCAGCGACCCACAGACUAGAGAGACUGCUGAGAGAUGGACAAGCAGCCAGAGAGCAGGCCAGGUAUGGCCAUAGGCAGCAACCCUGUCUCCUCCAACGGACAAGCAAGUCCAACGGAGAGCUCAUCGGCUGCAGGCAAGCUUAAGCAACGAAAGACCAUCGGGCGCACGGCAACAGGUGCAGGUGUGUCUAUCCAUUCGAAGAAUACAUAAGAGAACGUGCUGAUUAGAUAGUCUUUGAGGUGCCGACAACGCACGACAUGGUCUCCACCAUUCUGGAUCCACGGCAGCCAAAGUCAGAGUGGGACCUCUUUAUCGUUGGCACCAUCUUGGCACACGUUGGACUGUACUUUCUGACCUCUGGAUGGCUUCGAAAGGCAUUGUUUCUUGCUCUAUUCACGUUCUGGCGUCUGAGCUACAACCUGGGCAUUGGCUUUGUUCUGCAUCAGCAGUCCAAUGUCAAGCAAAACGACAUGGGCUGGCUUGUCAAAAAGGCACACGAUAUCGGUAUCUUUGACGCAUCCAAGAAUCCAAAGCUCUAUCGAUUCGUGAGGCGACAGCUCAUUGACAAGAUGGGUCCUGAUUUUGACUAUGAGAAAUCUCCCAUCGAAUACCAGACCUGGUUGCUGUUUCGUCGUGGUGUCGACUUGAUUCUCAUGCUUGACUUUUGCUCCUAUGUCCUCAUGGCUGUGAGCUGGUCUUAUGUACCGAAAUCUCACGGCAUCGUCAUGCACACGGCUCGUUGGACAUUUGGCUGGAUCCUCGUUCUCUUCAACUUGUGGGUCAAACUCGACGCCAAUCGCGUCGUCAAAGAUUUCGCCUGGUACUGGGGAGAUUUCUUUUAUCGCCUCUUGGACUCUGACCUCACUUUCGAUGGAGUGUAUGAGCUCUGCAUGCAUCCGAUGUACUCGCUUGGCUAUGCUGGCUACUAUGGUAUCUCUUUGCUCGCAUGCAGCUAUGCAGUCCUCUUCACCUCCAUCAUCGCGCACAUCAGUCAAUUCAUCUUCCUCUACACAGUGGAGGAGCCCCACAUCCGCAAGACGUACUCGCCCAAGAGCACCCUUAAGAUCCAGUCCAAACACGAACUCAAGAAGGAGCUCAUGUCAAAUGAACGUGCCUUUGGCGAAGCUGACUCAUCUCCGCGCGGUGAGGGAUCCGUGGAGCGCAUGUUCGACUUGUUCCGAUCGACGGACGUCACGCAAGUCCUGAUUGUCUUUAUCGGUAUCGUUUUUGCCGUGUUUACACCACAGCAGGGGCUCUAUGCACGUUAUGCGACGGCACAAGCCGUGAUCUGGCGUUUCGUGCACACCUUUGGACUGUUCUGGUCUCUCAAUGGACAAAGCGAGGCAAAGGUCUGGACACGUCACUUCGUCAAGUAUGGCGAGUCGCCAAAACGCGCAUGGCAAGAGUGGAAGAAUAUUUACCUGCUGAGUUUGACUGUCAUGUAUGUCACUUUCCUCUCUGCUGCAUACAAGAGCUACUCCAUUCCGGAUAAUUGGCAGUACAGUACCUGUCUUCUCCGUCACAUUCUUGGUAUCGCCCUGAUUGCCAUGCACAUUUGGACGUCCAUCUCUAUUCACGAAGUGCUUGGCACAUUUGGCUAUUUCUUCGGUGACUUCUUUGUUGAUUCAGCUCAGCCAAGAUUGCAAUAUACAGGUGUCUACCGCUAUCUCAACAAUCCUGAUCGUAUUGUUUACAGCUUUUGGGGUUUCGCUCUUCUUGCCAAUUCGACGAGCGUUAUCCUAUUGGCUGCACAAGCACAAAUCAUCAACAUUUGCUUCAUCACUUUUGUUGAGAAGCCACACAUGGAGAAAUUGUAUGGCGGUCAACUUCGCAAAGAAGCAGGCUUCAAGCGAUCACUCAAAUCCAUGCCAGUUGUGGAUCACCCUCAUGUCCGUCGCACAGUCGAGCAAGUCGAAGGCACGUUCGACCACUUGUUCGAUCGUGCCGUACAGAGCAUCCAGGACUUCUUCACACACACCAGACCUCAACUCGACAAAGCCAUUCAAGAAUCCAAAGUCCGCGUACACCGCUACUCAAAUAGCAUCACCAUCACCAAAAUCGCCGAUAAUUUGAAUAACCUCGACCUAUCGCAGUUCAAGCUCGAACUCGUCCCGAGUGCCGCUGCAGUUGCACAUCCGGAAGCGUCAUCCUUGACGAAUGUCUAUCAGCUCGGAGAACCCAUUCGUGUGCGUUGGCAAGCACCACUCAACCAUGCACGUCGUGACUGGAUCGGUGUGUAUCGCGUCACAGACAACUUGUCCAAAGACGUCACGCGCGUUGCUUCUCAAGGCCACUGGUCGGCUAUCGAAAGCAAGAGCUUUGGUGAUCACCAAGCUGAUAUCUUGGAAGAAGGGGAUGAAGCUGGUAUGGUUGAAUUCAGGGCAGAUACGGUACCUUGGACAGAGGGUACUUAUGAGAUUCGCUAUCAUCACGAUGGUAAGCACAAUGUUUUGGCUAUCUCGCAACCUUUUGAGAUUGCCGUUGAUCCACUCAUGCGCCUUGAAGAGACCACCAACCCGGCAAAAGACGAAGCAUCAGCCGAAGAAGUCGCUGCUGUCAUGCUCUCGCUCGUGCAAACCAUUCUUCGCAGUGAAAAGGACCUGGACUUGCCCAUCUCGCUGCAUGCUGCGAUUGUCUUUGGAGACGAUGCUGAAAAAUACGCCAAGAGAAUCGCCUAUGCUAUAGACAAGCGCUUUGGCGUUGAUCUUGCCUGGCAACUCGUUGCUACGGAUGCAUCUGUGGAGAAUCUAGCAAAACGUGUCGUUGAGGCGAAACGGGUCUUGAGGCCAUUUGUUCGGUAUGAUGCACGGACAGCUGGACAAGAAAGUGCUUUGCAGGCUUCAGAUGCUCAAAAGGAGUCGCAAUGGACUCUGUAAAACUCGAUAGACUCUUUUUGAAUUCAAUACCUUUAGACUAGGCAAUGAUACGUCUUCCAGC
Protomyces lactucae-debilis is the source of this 3070-nucleotide messenger RNA. Its product is annotated as phospholipid methyltransferase-domain-containing protein. Gene Ontology annotation, molecular function: phosphatidylethanolamine N-methyltransferase activity. The record is from RefSeq and is a predicted model, not a curated record. Bases 391 to 3009 code for a protein of 872 amino acids. The transcript has a single exon. NCBI's taxonomy places the organism in Eukaryota, Fungi, Ascomycota, Taphrinomycetes, Taphrinales, Protomycetaceae. Gene Ontology annotation, biological process: phosphatidylcholine biosynthetic process.